GUAUAGGUUUUAGGAUAUUUAGGCAAUAAAGUUUAUGUACUAUACCCACUGUAUAUUUGGACGAUUUGUGUCGAAAUACUUUUUGGGAAAUACUGUCUCUACUGAAAACUUAUUUGGAGUAAAUUCAAAGAAAGAAAAGAAAAAUGUCGCAACAGCAGUUUGACGACGGAAUGGCGCACUUCGGCGGCAUGAACGACCUAAGAGAUAUGAGCCAACCGUCAUCGGGCGCGGGCGGACUGUACGGCGGGGAUUUGAACCGCUCGAUCCCGCAGCUCGGGCAUCUUUCGCACGGGCACUCGUCGAUGUCACAUUUCUCAGCGAGUACACCUGGAUCUGCACAUCCAAUGUCAACUAUGCAUGCGACGCAGUCGUCAGGUUCAUCUACGAGUAUGGACGAAAGAUUAAGCGACUCGGAACGCGUCAAUCUGAAGGGAGACAAGGACGCCAUUUAUUCACACCCCCUGUUCCCGCUGCUGGCUCUGGUCUUCGAAAAAUGUGAGCUAGCGACCUGUACACCACGUGACCCCGGCGUAACAGGCGGUGACGUAUGCUCUUCCGAUUCAUUCAACGACGACAUUGCGUGUUUUGCUAAGCAGAUUCAUUCCGAAAACCGACCAAUCACCUUCGACCCCAACAACGAAAUCGACAACCUGAUGAUCCUGUCUAUUCAGGUUCUGCGUUUCCACCUGCUUGAGUUAGAAAAGGUUCACGAACUUUGUCAGAACUUCACAUCAAGGUAUAUUAACUGCCUAAAAGGAAAAAUGCCCAUUGACCUGGUCAUAGAGGAUCGGGAAGGGGGAGUCCCCUCGAAACUGGAAGCGAAUGAGCCGACCUCAUCAGGCUCCGAACAAUCAUUCUAUAACCAAGAAACACCUUCCCACCCUAGUAUGGAUACAAACGCUAUGCACGCGGGUAACAUGGGCGGUGGGGGGCCUGUGGCAAUACCAGCACAGUCGUCAUCCCAUCACCACCUACAUACACCGUCAACACAUCAGCACCAACAGCAACAUCACCAUAACGCGGACUCCAGUCCAACAGGAAGCACCAUAGAAGGGAGUACAUACUCCGGGGAAGGAGGUAACGAAGAUGAUUCCGAUCCCGGCAAGAAACCCCAGCAGAAGAAAAGAGGAAUCUUCCCAAAACAAGCGACUAAUAUUAUGAGAGCUUGGCUUUUUCAAAACUUAACGCACCCUUACCCAACCGAAGAACAAAAGAAAUCUUUAGCUAACCAAACCGGGCUUACGAUACUGCAAGUGAACAACUGGUUCAUUAACGCGAGACGGAGAAUAGUCCAACCGAUGAUCGACCAAUCCAAUAGAGCAGUGAGCAAUGCUAUGGGACCAUACAGCCCUGAUGGUCAAUCUAUGGGCGGCUUCUUAUGCAUGGACGGACAGCCACCGCACAUGGCAAUGCGUCACCCAGGAUGGCCGUCAGGUUUCCAAAGCAUGCCUGGCGCAGCUGAUAUGAUGGCAGCACAGCAUAUAUCAAUGGCAGCUGCAAACAGCUCAUUCAACCCGACCUCCACUAUGUCACCUUCACACCACCCUUCAGGACUUCAUCACCAACUUCGACACCCCCCCUCACAGGCCAUGCUGCUUCCCGGGUCUCACCAGCACCACCACGCGGCAGCCGCAGCAGCAGCAAUGAUGAUGCCACACCAUGCAGCGGCGGUGGCUGCGGCCGCUGGACACAGCGCAGUAACAGGCAUGGGCCACCACCCGCACCACGGCCACCACCUACACCAUUCAGGCCAAUCUACGAUGAAUCCAGCGGACAUGUCGUCUCAUAUGCUCGGCCAUACUUGCUAGCAAAGUCUCCUUAAAUCCGAGCGGUAGCUCGUGAGCAAACGUUGGAGUUAACGCGCGGAUGAACUCCAUCCAGACAGCGCGUACCACGGGCGGAUUGCACCUAAGGGAUGGCUACCCGCCUCGUGACAACCAAUGGUUCCAGUCAGUUUGCUACCUCUUAUUAGCGUUCGACCACGAGAGCGCUGCUCACAAAGAGUGUUCGUCUUUUCGGUCAAACCACGUGACCCGGCGUCACCGGCGCAACGUGCCAAUGUAACUGAAACGUCCAAGACGUCGCGUCGUAUUUAUUGUUGCUACGAAGGCAAAUGUUCGUUCUCGGUGUUGUCGUUUAUCAUUGUGACGUAAUGAACCACCCCUUUGUGACGGUACGAGAUGUAUGAACGACAACUUUACUAUGCACUAAACGCCCAGCAAAAAAAGUACAAACUUUUUUCAUAAACGGACCCAAAAUCAAGUUGUAGCAAAUCGUUUUCUACAUAUACACAGACUAAAUAAUAUCGUAUACAGAAACACAAUAGUAAAUAAACAGAACCAGUGUUCAUCACUACCGCAUAUUAUAUGACAGUUCAUUUUGCCGAAAAAGAUUACAUCAGUACACCGCUGACGUCACGUCUGUUACGUCAUCGCCUGUUCGUUUCCCCCAUUUCAUUUAUACCCGAGCUCGGAAUAUUUUAGUACGUCUUCGUGAUGUAACGUUUUUUUUCUUAUUAUUAUUAUUAGUACUAUUGUUCGUAUAUAAUGAGACACGGAAGAUGAUUGUUCGUGAGAAAAAAUUACAGCACCAAAUACUG
Molecule: messenger RNA, 2599 nt
Organism: Ciona intestinalis (vase tunicate)
Lineage: Eukaryota; Metazoa; Chordata; Ascidiacea; Phlebobranchia; Cionidae
Source: RefSeq